AUCCUGCUAGAGUUCUCUAAUGUCGCACUUGAGUUUGUCUUCUUUCGCCGUUUGUGAGAUCUCAGAAAAUUGAUAUUAUUUGAACAUCAAUUGCUGAAAUUAUCAGAUAAAAUACGUCUUCGACAAACAUUGCUCGUCGAAGGACCAACCGUUCGGAAUAUAGGACUACGAAGGGCGUACGGGCGAAACGGCACGAGGGUGGAAAGAGUGACGAAACUCGGUGAAAGAGCUGGACGGGACGACCCCGACACGACGGGGCGAGGGAUGGAGUUGGCUGAAGGCGCUAUCGGCCGUGAAUAAUGCGCGGUGGCGUCCACAUCUCGUGCAUGUUCGUGCGUUCGAUUUGGCGACUCGGCUGGAUGGAUUGAUAAAGAUUAAAGCGUCCCGAUGUGCAUGUGUCGAGAUACGCGCGGUGCUCUCAGCGAAGCGGAAAAGCAGAAGGAAAAUCGGGGAAGACGAAACGUGCGGACGUACAUGGAACCAGAUAUGUCAGUAUUUAAACAUGAAGAGAGAAAACUGUCCAAGUCAAUUCUCCACUCGCAUCGCUCGGGGCGCUCGCGGGCGGUCGCUACGCCCCUGUCGUUGAUUGCGGCCGACGCACACGUCGACGUUGACGCAGGGGAAUGCGACGCAGGUAGGGGAUGUGGCGACGGCACGGCACAUCGGACAGACGGAUAUAUAGCACACACACGAAUCGCUCGAGGAUAACAUCUCGCGGCCCAGGAAGAGCGAGCGACAGAGCGGGGGUCUGUGCGUUGUCGACGCGGGAAGGGGCAGGGGCGAGGGGCGAGAUAGCGGCGACACACCGUAGGCGGAGGGCGCAGGGGAGAGAUUUCAUCGGCCGGUAACCGCCAGGGUUGAGGGCGUGUAGGGGGAAGGGAGGGUCGAAAGAGGAGCGGAGGGAGACUCCAGCGUGUCCAUCCUCGUCCUCCGUCCGUCGAGGGUGGUGGGGAGAAGCUUCUAGUGGGGAUGAACCACGGUCUAACGUGGUGGGGAGGGAGACCGACGCAUGGCAGCGAGCGGGUGGCGGCGACCCACGCGAGAGGGAGAGAGAGAGAGAGGAAGCGAGAAGAGAGAAAGAAAAAAGAAGCAUGGGGGCGGUGGCUGCUACGGCUACACGGCCGCCAUCACCAUCCGUCCCAUCCUAUAGUGAACUCCAAAGCACAGUCCCCGAUCUGUCUCCGUGUGUGUUAGUUAGGGAAUCGCGUUCUACCGGUGCUUCUAGCUUCUCUACUCGGCGCGAGGCUGCUAGUAACGCACCGUACUGUUCUGCCUCGUUACCUGCUCUCUCGCUUCUCUCUGCUAUGCCCUGACAACGCUCGUCCGCCUGUCUUGGCUCUCUUUUUUCACUCUUUCUCACCUCUCACCCUUCUGGUCACUUCUUACUUUCCUCGCGCCGUCCGACUUUUCCCGAUUUAUCAUUUAUCACCGUUCUCUUUGUUCUCUUCACUUGCUAUUCCUACGUGCGUGUCGUCGUUGUCUGCCUUCUCUCUUCUGCCGAGAUCACUACCUGGUGCGCUCCCGUUUUCCUUUCUCUCCCGCAUCCGUGGUACGUGAGUCGUGAAAACGAGAGUCUUAUUCAAGAAAACGAAGGUGCUUCUGGUGAAGCAAGGGAACGAGAAGGGGGAGGAAGAAGAGGAGGAGGAGAAGGAGAAGAAAGAGGAAGAGGUGGUGGAGAAGGAGGAGAACAACAAGAAGGAGGAGGAGGCAAAAAAGUAGGAGAUGGAAGAGGAGAAGAAAGAAGAAGCGAUAGAAGAGAAAUAAGAGAAAGAAACGUACAUUUUCUCGUAGGCGAUAUUCCUGUGAAUACGCCCGAGGUGCUCCGACGGUCGCCUCUCCCCUUUUCAUUCUUUCUCCCUCCCUUUUUCUUUCUCUUCCUCUCGCACUGCAUUUUGUUUUCCCUCUCUCUCUCUCUCCCUCAUACACAUAUACAGAAGCCCGUUUUCUCUCUCUCUCCCCCUUCCUCUCCCUCUCCUUACGGUGUUUCACACGCGUCCGCACGAUCUCGCGAGAUAUACGGGCGCGCGCGCGCGCGCACACGCGGGUGUAAUGAUUAUUUACAAAGCGCAGUCCGGCCGCGGUUAGCGCGUUUCAACCGUCCACCGUCUCUCGGCUACGAUCACGGCAACGAUCCACCAUCGCCGACGGCGACUGCGAGACGCGAGGGAAGCGCGAGGGAGAGGAGCCGGAGGAGUGCCGUGCACCACGAGUGACGCGCCGGACGAGUGACGUUCCGGAGCACCCGAAUUCCUCGCGCCCGUGGGAUCCCCCGAGGAGGAUGGGCCACCAUUGCGCGUGAACGGUCCACCGCAUCGUCACCACGCAUCUCGCUGCAUCGGCCGUGAAACGCAUCGCCGCGACGCGACUCCUUCGCAGACGAGGGGUGCGGAGCAGAACGGGUGCUGGACCAGCAACUCGGCGCUACUCCGGCUGGAAUUCUCCGUCCCGUCUCCGAGCCGCCGUGCUCGUCUCUUCCCGCACGGUCGCACAGUCUUCCUCCCCUCGUGUUCUGUGCUCUUCGUCGUCGACGCGUCUCCUUCGAUUGUGGGACAGGCGCGACCUUGCUCUGACAGUGACAGCGCGACCGAGAGGCUCUCCGUCUGGGAAUAACGCCUCCACCUUCAGUUGGUGCAGCAACUAUUGCUGGUGCUGCUUCGCGCGCUUUUAAUGUCCAUCGCCGGCAGCAAUCGUCGCGAAUCGUCGUCGCGUGGCAGUGCGUUGCUCUUCCUCGUGGCCGAGCAGAUCGGCAUCGCGACGGCCAACGUCAUCGCCGUUCCCGUGAUCGUGACGAAUGAGAUGAAACCGAUUCGUCGUCCCGAUCCACGUCCCAGGUAGACCGCAGGAUCGGAUAUAUAUCGGAAUGGUAGCGAGGGCGGCAGGGAGAGACGCAGAUGCCCGAGUGAUAAGGGAGUGAUAACGGUGGAUCGGCCACACGCGCACGCGCGCGCGAGACGAGGUAAUGUCGAGGACAGCGAUUCAAGCUGAAAGUAUAUAAGACGAAGAAGCGAGGAGGAAGAAGAAGAAGUCGCAGUGAUGAUGAUGACGAUGACGCGCCGCUGUGCCUUAGAACGUCUAUGGACAACGAACUCGUGAGGCGAAGAUCGAGCUGACGCCCUCUCCCCCGCCGGAAGAGUGGAACCUGGCCGCGACGUCGAGGAGCCGGAGCCAGAGCUGGAGGAGGAGGAAGAGGAGGAAGAGGAGGAGGAGGAGCCGCCGGACGUAACCCUCGAGGCACCGGCUCGUGCGAAUAUGAGCAUGACUCUCGUUCGAAAUUCGUUCAAAGGCUGCAGCGAGGACGACGCAGGUGUCGUGGAUACGGAGGUGGGCGGAGGUUGCGCGGGUGGAGCGCCAACCGCAGGAGGUGGAAGCGCUGCCAGCGAUGGUGGAGGAGGUGGUGGUAGCGUAGGGACGCGCGGGGGUGGUGGUGGCGGCAGCGAGGGCGGAUCAUCCGCGAAGCAGCAGCAGCAGCAGCAGCAGGGUGGCGAGAGGUGUCCUCAGUGCGGCAUCCUCUGUCGGGACGUUCGUGUCCUGCAGCUUCACCUCGAGGACGCGCACAAAACGUCCUAUUCCCUCGACAAGCACGAGGCCCAGUUCUCCCAAGUGUCCUGCCAGGUGUGCAAGAAAACCUUCGCCAACGUCUACCGACUACAGAGGCACAUGAUUAGCCAUGACGAGAGUGUCGGUCUACGAAAGUUCAAAUGUCCUCAUUGCGAGAAAGCCUUCAAGUUCAAGCAUCACCUUAAGGAACACCUACGCAUUCACAGCGGUGAGAAGCCAUUCCAAUGUACCAAUUGCGGCAAGCGUUUCUCUCAUUCUGGGUCGUACUCGAGCCACAUGACAGCGAAGAAAUGUUUGAUCAUGAACCUGAAGAAGUCGAGGCAAAACACCAUAAGCAACGUCGAUCGGGGACCGAAGAAGGCGCAUCAGCCGUUAUCGGUGCGACGCGACGUCGAUCUGUUGGCAGCCAACAAUAACACGUUCCUGCCGAUUCUGCCGAAACUGUCGCCAUCGGAUUACCAGGAGCUACAGAGGGAGGGAGCAGGUAUUUACGACGUGCCAACCUUGCUGCCUCAGAUGAUGGGAUUCGGAAAUUACUUCCUGCAGUCCUCGCUGGGCAAGCUGCUGAGUCAAUUGCACUCGAAGCGACUCGACGAGAUAACUGAACACUUUGAAACGCAUCGAGAAGUGAUGAGUCCAUCGACAGCGGAUUCCGAAGGGACAGAAGGCACGGAGGGCAAAGAGUCCCCCGCACCAGCGGAUUCGAUGCAGGGUCUUGACGCAGUCAGGCGGAUUCUGGAAACCGUCAACACCUCCGUUACGAAGCAGCUGCUCGAGGCGAAUGUGCGGAAGCUCUCUACCUCGCCGGCUACGAUGAAGCGAGAGUCCGAGGAGGAUUAUCAAGAUCAGGACAGCGAAAUAUCCAGUGAGAUGACGCAUUCUAUGGAUUGGACCACGACGGACCAAUACGACUCGCAGAGCGAGGGUUUAGCAGCGAAGCUAGAAAACGUCAAUCAACCGUCGAGAGGCAGCAAGAAAAAAACAGAGGACAGUUCGGAGGUAGACUCGGAAGAUGAGGACGACGGCAGCCAAACUCACAACGACAACGGUAGAAGAGUUCGAGCUAGGUCGCUCAUAGAUGAUGAACAAUUGGCCAUUCUGAAGGGUUACUACGCCAUUAAUCCGCGACCGAAGAGAGAAGAGAUCGUCAUGAUCGCCAAUUACAUCAAGUUUCCUACCCGUGUCGUACAGGUCUGGUUCCAAAAUUCUCGAGCCAGAGAUCGAAGAGAGUGCAAGAUGCCACCAGCCUUGGUGCCUAUAGCAGCUUCGUGUCCUGUCGAGCAGCCCUUGGACCUGUCCAAGAAGGUGGCGUUUGCUAUAUCGACGGCUAAGGAAAACGACACGUCGAAUAGGAACACCUUGUCGCCCUGCGAGCAGAAGGAUGAUAAUCCAGCCCCGAACGUCGACAACGACGACCUCGAGGAUUCGCCUCUCGUUAUAGAUGAGGAGACCACUGCUGAUCCCGUUGAAGCCAAGUUUACGCCUCCCAGUAGAGAAACAAGCACAAAGAACCAAAGUCAAACAAACGUGAAAAAUGAAAGUGAAGCUGCACCGCAACCGGAAGCGACUCCUACAGCGACGGAAACCGAGCAGGGUGUUUAUUACUGUGAUCGCUGUGACAAAACAUUUUCCAAGCACAGUUCCCUCGCGAGACACAAGUACGAACAUUCCGGGCAAAGGCCGUACAAAUGCGUGGAGUGUACAAGAGCGUUCAAGCACAAGCAUCAUCUGACUGAACACAAGCGGCUGCACAGCGGCGAAAAGCCCUUCCAGUGCACCAAGUGCCUCAAGCGCUUCUCUCACUCCGGCUCCUAUAGCCAGCACAUGAAUCACCGUUACUCUUACUGCAAGCCCUACAGAGAAUAGGAGUACUCCGCCUGCUCACCCAAGGCUCGCUCGCUUACCUAGGUAUACUAUACAACGCGCAGUUUCGUUCUGUUCUAGGAUUUCCUUCUCUUACCUGUAAGUUCGCCCUUCGAGAUUCCCUAUAGCGCGACAAAACGCUAGAACCGCCUUUAUACCUUUUCCUCUCGCGGCGUGAACUUUAAUGCCGCGAGGCUACAAGUAUAAAUACGAUAUAAUAUAAUUGCAUAACACGCUGCGCGACAUCACAUUAUGAUAAAUAAUGAAAGGCGCUAUCGGUGACCGGCUCGUACUUCGACAAAGAAAAGGAAAUCGAGAAAAGUGGGUUUAGGCGAUACGAGAUUCAAGGAACAAAACGCCCGAAGUAUACACUAGUUGCGACUGAAGUAAGAAAACAAAAAACUCUUUGCACUCACGUUGUAUCGCCUGAAUCGGCUUUAGAUUUUAUUAAACUUGUUCUCUAGAGUUACGAAAGGAAAGAGGCGAGUAAAUUGCCAGUGGAGGCGAAAGAAACUACUACUCGCGGUAAGCGCGAGUCGACAAAUAAACCAAACGCAUGUAACGGUACCAAAAAGCAUAAUGCAAUAAUCUAUUAUAUAUAUAUAUAUAUAUAUGAUAUAAUAUACAUAAUAUUUUAGUAUUUUUAUUAACAAAAUAUUAUAUAUACCAUGACAAUAAUAAGCAAACUAAUUAAUGUACAAAUUUGUUAGCCACGUCCGCAUGAGGAGCGCGAUGUCCAUUCGCAAACCUAUUAAUGAUAAUAAUGAUAAUGUACAUGAGCUAGAGAUUCGAGACGUUCGGUACGGAACGCGUAACGACGACAACUAAUGUGUCCGUGGAGUAACGUAUGAUCACGAUGAAGUAAUUCCCGAAGCUCAGGUUCCAAUGAUAAUUCAGAUCAGCAGGAAUGGAGAUCGCGCGUAGCGUAAAAGGAGCAAAGAUGACUAUACUGAGUUUUACUGAAUCAAAUAUGUCUGGAGUACAGCUGUUAAUUGAGCUUAACGUUACGAAGAAACUUUGUCGUAAAAAGACGGAGAUUAGAAUUUCAUGUUCCGCCUCCUUACAAUGAAUAACUUCACUCGAUGAAAAAGGCUAUAUUAUUAUUAUUAUAUUAUUAUUAUUAUAUAUUAUUAUGCAUGUAUAGAAAGACGAGAGAAAGAGAGAGAGAGAGAGAGAAUGUGCGUGUGUAUGUUGUGUGUAUGUGUGAAAAAGGAUGAGGGAUAGAGGAAUGUGGGUUUGAAGGGCCAUGCGGAUCGGUGAUCGGUGUUAUGCGAGAGGUCUUUUACUGGGAGAGAACUUUUUUUGUACUUACAAGGGGUGGCAAGUUGACGCGUUAUUCCUAUAAUAAUAAUAAUGUAACGUGAUUGUUGUUCUCGAAACGAUGCAGAUACGAUGGUGCGUCGUGGAGUGCGCUACACAUUCCGCGAGGAUCCGUUUUCCAGGGCCUCCACAUUACUUUUAUUUAAUAGCUUCCUCCUCUUUUUGCAACGAACAGUAGACAGCACUAAUUAAAUGGGUACCGCGUGGCACUUUUCAUCGGAAAUCCUGAUCUCUCUUUCGCCAGAUAGCACAAACGAAAGCCUCUCGAAACACGCCGGAUUUCGUUUCACAGGAUCCUAAAUUUUUAGUCUUUCCAAGAAGCAAGCGCAAAAGUUCAAAAGACGUAUCCGAGAAAUGUCCGGGCGAGUCCGGUUUUACUCACGUUUCUAUUCACGUUUGUGUUGCCUGGUGGAAAGGCGCGACGAGGAGCGCGAAUUGCGCACCGGGGUAAAUCUCGCAGUAAUCUCUUCACCAAAAUCCGGGGCCCGAAAAUAAAACCGUAAACACCUAAGUAUGAUAUUAAAUGCUUCCAAUAUUGUACUAUUAAAAUUAUUAUAUAUAUUACGGCGUUUAUAUGAUUUUAUUCGUUCGGACGCGUAGAUAAGGAUGCGUAUAUUAUAUAUACUCUACAGAUUGAUAAUACUCGAGAAUGUAUUUUAUAACAGUUUAUGCGUCUUUUUAUUUACACGAGUACCACACAGGUGAUAGGUGAUAUUGUUAUUGAUAAAAAAAAAAACGAAAAACGGGAUAAAGGCGGGAAGAGAGAAAGAUGAGAUAUACAGAAUAUAUUACCGUAUUAUUGAAGAAAUUUUGUGCCAUUGUGCGUGUGUGUGUGUGUGUGUGUGUGGUGUGUGUGCGCGCGGCAUACGGCAAACCGGUACGUCACGGUUGUACUUCCUCGGCGUUUCGCGUGUGUAUGUAUAGAAGCUUCGGUUAUCCGCGACAGGCAUCGUGUUCUACCACUACCACUCCACGUAAAGAAAAGAAAAAAACACAAAAGAAGAAAAGAGGGAAAGAAAGACGAAGAAAAAAUAUGCAGAUAUAAUGCUUAUAAUACUCAUUUAUUAUAGCGUUAACGAUUAAGAAAUAUAUUUUUAUAUAAUUAUAAUGUAAUAUUAUAUACGAAUAGUACACUAAUCGGAUCGAGCAGCGGACUAAUCGACUGCAUCCGGUCUCUUCCUUACAUCCGACAGGCAGGCACAUGGAAUUAUCGCGCGUAGUCUCUCUCUACGCGAACUGUUCGUUCGUUCGUUCUCUCAUUCAAUCACAGCCACGUGUAAUUCCGCAACGAAAUUCUCAAACGCGCAUCUCUCGCUCAGUUUUAAGUCGCGCGUUUAGUCGUUCCUAACUGCAUCCGCUCGUCAGUGAUUCGAUGCAUUUUCUACGCCGUAUCUUCUGCAUUUCUCACUCCCGUAAAUGUCUUCCCAAUGAUUUCGUCUUAUUUCCUCUGUUCCCGGAUUUAACUCGCGUUUCUCCGGAAACAAGCGCGAUUAUCUCGAGUUUUCUUCCGCCACACAUGUUCACGAAUGUUCACGCUGGGAAUCGGAAGAGCGAUGCGAUUGCGAUAAAUGGACCCCGAUUAAGUUCAGCACGCUCAAUAAAAAAUUACAACCGUCGAUCGGCAUUCUCUCGCUUCUCGAGAGCGAUUCUCCGAGUGACUUCACUUGACCAACAACGGGUUAGAACUUGAGGAGGAAAAGGCAGGAAAAACUUACGAAGACAAUAUUAUAUAUAUACGUAUAGAUAAUAUAUAUAUAAAGUAUAUUAUUAUAUAUUUCCUCCGCGAUUCGGGAGCUUUUGCGGCCCGCUUGCCUCAAUAUAUGUACGUACUACUAAAUAAUGAAAUAGAAAAAAAAAGAGUUCAAGCGUAUGUAAGUCGCGCGCCAAGCUUUUGUGCACCGAUAAUAAUAAUUAUCUCCCGAAUAUCGAAUUAACAAUAACGAGAUAGAAGCAAGGGACAGUACGGAUGAUACCUAAGAAAGUGAUAUAUGCGGGAAAGAGCAGGAGCGAUGAAAAUUGUUAUGAUUGUUGAAGCAACGAUUUAAUAAGCACCAUACGAUGCCUUCCGUGAACGACCGAGCUUGCCUGGUUGCCAAAAAAACGAAACGAAAAA
Ooceraea biroi (clonal raider ant) is the source of this 8854-nucleotide messenger RNA. RefSeq names its product Zn finger homeodomain 1 (gene zfh1). Gene Ontology annotation, molecular function: RNA polymerase II cis-regulatory region sequence-specific DNA binding; DNA-binding transcription factor activity, RNA polymerase II-specific. Gene Ontology annotation, biological process: regulation of transcription by RNA polymerase II; anatomical structure development. NCBI's taxonomy places the organism in Eukaryota, Metazoa, Arthropoda, Insecta, Hymenoptera, Formicidae. The record is from RefSeq and is a predicted model, not a curated record.